AUGUCCAGCUCGACUUACGCGGUCGAGAUUUCUAAUAACUGGCGCGACGGCGCAGAAGACAGGCGGUACUGCGUCUUUCCGGAAGCUGCGAAGAUUACUGGUGCUGGGGGCCAAGCAAGCACCGUCCGUCGAACAUUCCACGCCUUUAUCGGCCGGGUUCAAUCGGAAUGGGUUGCAGUUGGCCCGGGACACUUCUAUGUGCUGCCGGGGAAGAAACUCUACGUCUCUUAUGUUCGAUCUGAGAUGGAUGUGCCGGUCAAGCUCGGCAGCGAUAUGAGGAAUGGCUCUUGCCUCGACGCAGAAAUCUCCGAGCUGAACGGCCGCAAGCUAAAGCAUCGCACAAUGGAGGCCCAAGAGGGAAGCUUUGAAAUACGGUGCACGGAAAUUAAGCCCCCUGCUACCGCUGAAGGUGUGUGGGUUGGGCUUGCGCAGACCAUCAAUAACAUCCCCGUUGCUGUCUGCGGAGUCCCGUUCGUCCCUCGCGCGACAUACACUAUCACGCCUGUCGCGGAUUCGAUUAGAGUUGCCCUAGCGCCCGAAUUCAUGAAGCUUACGCUGGCCGUGCACUGUCUGCUUCUCCACCGGCGCCUCGGAGAUCUCCUGUCGCGCAUCCUACUUGUCCUACGCCUCGGCCACGUCGAAUUCGCGGCACAAGAGCGCGGCCACCAGCCUGAUCUCGACUAG
This is a messenger RNA of Lasiosphaeria miniovina, 684 nucleotides long. RefSeq lists its product as uncharacterized. The record is from RefSeq and is a predicted model, not a curated record. The coding region runs from base 1 to 684 and encodes 227 amino acids. The transcript has 3 exons. NCBI's taxonomy places the organism in Eukaryota, Fungi, Ascomycota, Sordariomycetes, Sordariales, Lasiosphaeriaceae.